This is a messenger RNA of Pterocles gutturalis (yellow-throated sandgrouse), 873 nucleotides long. RefSeq names its product serine/threonine-protein kinase DCLK2-like. The transcript is spliced from 6 exons. The annotation marks the transcript as partial. Gene Ontology annotation, biological process: axoneme assembly; retina development in camera-type eye; intracellular signal transduction. Gene Ontology annotation, cellular component: axoneme. Lineage: Eukaryota; Metazoa; Chordata; Aves; Pterocliformes; Pteroclidae. The record is from RefSeq and is a predicted model, not a curated record.
AACGGGGACAGGUACUUCAAGGGCUUGGUGUACGCCAUCUCCACCGAUCGCUUCCGCUCCUUCGAUGCCCUCUUGGUCGAGCUCACCCGGUCCUUGUCGGAUAACGUGAACCUGCCCCAGGGGGUCCGCACCAUCUACACCAUCGAUGGCAGCAAGAAGCUCACCAGCCUGGAUGAGCUGGUGGAAGGUGAAAGUUAUGUAUGUGCAUCAAAUGAACCGUAUCGCAAAGUUGAUUACACCAAGAAUGUCAAUCCAAACUGGUGUGUGAACAUAAGGACUGGGUCCACUCGAUCCUUGACAUCUUUGGCAUCCACAAAGAGUGAAGUGAAAGAGAGUAAAGAUUUCAUUAAACCCAAAUUAGUGACAGUUAUUAGGAGUGGAGUAAAACCACGGAAAGCUGUGAGAAUUCUGCUGAAUAAGAAGACUGCGCACUCCUUCGAACAGGUCUUGACUGACAUCACGGAAGCCAUUAAGUUAGACUCGGGUGUAGUCAAGAGACUCUGUACACUGGAUGGAAAGCAGGUGACAUGCUUGCAGGACUUCUUUGGAGAUGAUGAUGUCUUCAUUGCGUGUGGACCUGAGAAAUACCGGUACGCUCAGGAUGACUUCGUGUUGGAUCACAGUGAAUGCCGCGUUAUGAAGUCCUCUUAUUCCCGAUCAUCUGGCAUGAGGCAUUCUGGGUCCAAAAGUCCAGGACCUUCACGUCGAAGCAAAUCACCUGCCUCAGUAAAGAGGGGUGGCCACUACUCCAGUGCUCAUUCUUCAGCAAAAUCCCCAGUUAAUGGAACCCCAAGCAGUCAGUUAUCCACCCCAAAAUCUACCAAGUCCUCCAGUUCUUCACCAACAAGCCCAGGCAGCUUUCGUGGACUGAAG